AUGGUCAACGAUCGAUGGAAAAACGUGGGGGGAGCCUCUCAGCUGGAAGACGGUCCGCAGGAGAAAUCCCAGAGAAUGAGCUGCGGUUAUAUCCUCUGCACCGUCCUCCUGUCUGUGGCAGUUCUCCUCGCCGUCACUGUCACUGGCGCCAUCCUCUUCAUGAACCACUACCACACGCCCGUCACAGAAUCCCCACCCAUCAUCAGCACCAAUCCUGAUGAAGCCAACGCCUUGGUCACCAUUGAGAAAGCUGAUGGCUCUCGCGUCAACAUAUUCAUCGACCCCAAUUGCCCGGACCAGGGCAAUGGUUUCACCCACCUAGAGGGCCUCCAGUCGUCCGUCCUGAGGGCUGUGACAGAUCUUGAUGCCGAGACGAAGUCGUCGAAGGGGCAGGAGAGAGCGUUGCUGGUGGGCCUGUCGGACGAGGUGUCCAAAGUUCUCAGCCAUGCCACCCAGCUGAGGGCAGACUGUGAUGGUCUGAAGAAAGGGCACAGCACCAUGGGCCAGGAGCUGAACGCUCUGCAGAACGAGCAAGGCCGCCUCAUACAGCUGCUCUCAGAGAGCCAGACCAACAUGGCGAGACUAGUGAGCUCUGUCGGCGACAUCCUGGACACCUUGCAGAAGGACCGCAGUGUGGUCCGACCUCGGCUCAAAGCUGACCUCCAGAAGGCUCCAGCUCGGAGUGCCCGGCCAAAAGGAUGCUCCAACGGCUCUCGGCCUCGGGACUGCUUUGACAUCUAUGCAAGCGGACAACAAGAGGAUGGUGUUUUUUCUGUCUUCCCCACUCACUACCCUGAAGGCUUCCAGGUUUACUGUGACAUGACGACGGAUGGCGGCGGGUGGACGGUCUUCCAGCGGCGUGAGGAUGGCUCCGUGAAUUUCUUCCGUGGGUGGGAAGCUUACAGGGAUGGAUUCGGGAAACUGAAUGGAGAGCACUGGCUUGGGCUGAAGAGGAUCCAUGCCUUGACCACGCAAGCCAGCUAUGAGCUGCGCAUUGAUCUAGAGGACUUUGAUAAUGGCACAGCUUAUGCACAUUAUGGAACAUUUUCGGUGGGUUUGUUCUCUGUCGACCCUGAGGAAGAUGGCUAUCCAGUUACUAUUGCUGACUAUUCUGGGACAGCAGGCGACUCAUUCCUGAAGCACAAUGGCAUGAAGUUCACUACCAAAGACUUGGACAACGACCACUCAGAGAACAACUGUGCCUCCUUCUACCACGGGGCCUGGUGGUACCGCAAUUGCCACACUUCCAACUUGAAUGGUCAGUACCUGAAGGGCCACCACAGCUCCUACGCCGAUGGCAUCGAGUGGUCCUCGUGGACAGGCUGGCAGUACUCCCUCAAGUUCACCGAGAUGAAGAUCCGGCCUGUCAGAGAUGAGAAUUAG
Molecule: messenger RNA, 1383 nt
Organism: Zootoca vivipara (common lizard)
Lineage: Eukaryota; Metazoa; Chordata; Lepidosauria; Squamata; Lacertidae
Gene: FIBCD1
Product: fibrinogen C domain containing 1
Source: RefSeq, a predicted model, not a curated record